AUGGCGUCGACAGUGGUGAAACCGGAUGACCCACCGCCACAUACACCCAAAGAUCAGCUUCCAAAUGUUUUCUACUGCAUUACCAGUCCUCCUCCAUGGCCUGAGGCCAUCGUUCUUGGAUUUCAACAUUAUAUAGUAAUGCUUGGCACAACAGUCAUCAUACCAACAGCACUGGUUCCUCAAAUGGGAGGAGGAAAUGAGGAGAAAGCCAAAGUUAUUCAGACUCUGCUGUUUGUUGCUGGAUUGAACACUCUAUUGCAGUCAUUCUUUGGAACAAGAUUACCUGUUGUGAUCGGAGGGUCAUACACUUUUGUUGCACCCACAAUUUCGAUUAUCCUGUCUGGUCGAUGGAGUGACCCAGACCCUAUUUCGAAAUUCAAGAAGAUAAUGCGGGCUACACAGGGUGCACUUAUUGUUGCUUCAACCAUUCAAAUAGUACUAGGUUUCAGUGGCCUUUGGCGUAAUGUUGCAAGGUACCUGAGUCCACUUUCAGCUGUUCCUUUGGUUGCUCUUGCAGGUUUUGGGCUCUAUGAGUUUGGUUUCCCUGGGGUUGGCAAAUGUGUUGAAAUUGGGUUGCCACAGCUCAUAAUUGUAAUUUUUAUUUCUCAGUAUCUGGUUGACCUGAUACGCCCAGGAAAGCAUAUCUUUGAACGUUUUGCGGUUUUAAUUACGGUGGUAAUUGUAUGGAUUUAUGCCCAUUUACUUACCGUGGGUGGGGCCUAUAAUGACAAAGCACCAAAGACUCAAACAAGCUGCAGAACUGAUCGUGCGGGACUUAUUGAUGCUGCUCCAUGGAUAAGAGUUCCAUACCCAUUUCAAUGGGGAGCACCUUCAUUUGACGCUGGUGAAGCCUUUGCCAUGAUGAUGGCAGCGUUUGUUGCUCUUGUGGAGUCAUGUGGUGCUUUCAUCGGUGCGUCCAGAUUAUCUAGUGCAACUCCUUUGCCACCGUCUAUUCUUGGCCGUGGUAUUGGCUGGCAGGGCGUUGCUAUCUUGUUGUCUGGUUUGUUUGGAACUGGAAACGGAUCAUCAGUUGCUGUCGAGAACGUUGGCUUGAUAGGACUGACGCGUAUUGGCAGUCGAAGAGUUGUGCAGAUAUCUGCUGGAUUCAUGCUUUUCUUUUCCGUUCUUGGAAAAUUCGGAGCAGUCUUCGCUUCAAUCCCAGCACCAAUUUUUGCUGCUUUAUACUGUGUUUUCUUUGCUUAUGUUGGUUCGAGCGGUAUAGCUUUUCUUCAGUUCUGCCAGCUUAACAGUUUCCGCAACAAAUUCAUAUUAGGCUUUUCGAUAUUUAUGGGAUUGUCCGUGCCCCAAUACUUCAAUGAGUACACUGCUAUUAAGGGCUAUGGUCCUGCUCACACGUCUGGGAGAUGGUUCAAUGACUUAAUAAAUGUCCCUUUCUCGUCGAACGCUUUUGUGGCUGGGAUAUUGGCGUAUUUUCUGGACAACUCAUUAGACAAGAAGGAUUCUCAAGUAAGGAAAGAUAGGGGAAGACAUUGGUGGGACAGAUUCCAUUCCUUCAAGAGUGAUGCAAGAAGUGAGGAAUUCUAUUCCCUUCCCUUCAAUCUCAAUAAAUAUUUCCCAUCUGUGUAA
Messenger RNA from Fraxinus pennsylvanica, 1587 nucleotides. The record is from the annotation of a GenBank genome assembly. NCBI's taxonomy places the organism in Eukaryota, Viridiplantae, Streptophyta, Magnoliopsida, Lamiales, Oleaceae.